AAAAGAUACACCGUGCCAAUUACAAUGCUGGCGAGCUACUGUAAUUGUGAUUCUUUUAUUUUUAUUAUCAGCUUUAUUUACUAUAUUAAUUGAAAAAAUGAUCGAUGAAGAACCUAGUAUUAAAAUCAGCUAUGAUAAAAAUGUUGAUUCUGUACCAAUGCCAAAUGUCUAUUUUACUUUUGAUAGAAGUUUUACUGUCUAUUGUGAUAAUCAAACAUUUGCAGAUUGUGAUCGUUAUUUUGAUAAUACUGAUAGGAAUAAUACCAUCUUCAGUGAUAUUAAUUUUGGAAAUUCUGUUUGGUAUCUUCCAAAUGGAAAAUUAACUUUUAAAAAUGAUCGAACUGCCUUUAUUUUUUAUAUUUAUAUAAAUGAUAAUACAUAUAAUAGUCUCAUUGAAACCAAUAAUAUGAAUAUGAUUGUAUUUGAUACAGACAAAUUAAGUAGUAGUGAACCAUAUGGUCUUAUUUCUAGAUGUUAUAGGAAACCUGACUAUUAUUUAUCUGUUGAUGACCUUAUAACGAAGGGCAAUAAACUCGUAUCAGGGCGUGAGGAAGCAUUAGAUAAUCGUAAAGGAUUGCCUGAUGAAAAAAUAUAG
Cetraspora pellucida is the source of this 595-nucleotide messenger RNA. The record is from the annotation of a GenBank genome assembly. NCBI's taxonomy places the organism in Eukaryota, Fungi, Glomeromycota, Glomeromycetes, Diversisporales, Gigasporaceae.